Messenger RNA from Aspergillus glaucus CBS 516.65, 726 nucleotides. RefSeq lists its product as uncharacterized. The transcript has 3 exons. The coding region runs from base 413 to 574 and encodes 53 amino acids. The record is from RefSeq and is a predicted model, not a curated record. NCBI's taxonomy places the organism in Eukaryota, Fungi, Ascomycota, Eurotiomycetes, Eurotiales, Aspergillaceae.
AUUGAGUUGAUUUGUUUUUGGCCCCUUUUAUGGUAUCCUGUACUCUGUAGAGUAGUACUGAGUACUGAGGUGAGGUUGUAUGGGUGUUGACAAUGCACAAUAGCAUCUUGCGACAAAGCCAGUAUGCAGCCAGAUCCUCUGCAGUUAUGACAUUGGCAUUCGUACCAAGGCCAGCAGUUCACACGUUCGACCAAAUACCUCUGGCACUCCGUACCUAGUGUGGCCUCCUGCAGAACAACCAAGCCGGACAAGAAACCAGAUUGGUGCUCGACGAACAGGGCUCGUAUUCCAGAAGUUCUAGUUCUGGGACUAGAACAAAGUAGCCCAUAGGUCCCGGAAGUUACAAUCGCCAUCGCCAUGAUCACCACCCAGGGAUCGCAACCUCAUGAUUCUCAAAUUCCUCCGAGUGACCAUGGGGGAUGUGAGGAUUGGCCUGGCUCUCGAGAUUAGCAGAUACGAGUCCAAGAUCGACACCAGGAAAGGGAGAAGGAUGAUGCUAGUACUGGUCAGCCUUGCUGCAUGCGGAAGUUAUCAUUGCAAAAGCAUGAUGGCCGGGGUGCUGGGCGGCCGCUGAUCAUGAGAUCCUUCGCAGUCGGGUGUCGAAAGGAGGAUAUUGGGAUGGACAAUAGAAGCUUCGACGGCUUGACGAGUCGAUUUGGAUGUGCAGCGUUAUAGGUGGACCCGUUAAUAUCGAGCAAUCUGUACUACGUACUCUGUUAAUGUACA